AUGUGGAAAACUGCGGCGCGAAAACCGCUCACGUGCUUCUUUUGCCUCACCCAGGACGCGACUCCCAACCUCAACCCUUACUACUGGAAAUGUAACGCGUGCGAACAAUGGAACCGCCGCAAUACGAAUGGAGAGAUCGUUCCAGAUCCAGGAUCGCAGAACGUGUAUAUGAAUCAUGCGAGUUGGCAAAGAAGAGCCGCUUUGCCCGACAACGCGUUCCCACCAGGAACACCGUGGUCAACGUUCUGUACUCAAUGCGUGACCAACCAAAAGCUGAUUGUGGAGAUGUUAGCUAACUACAUCCCCGAGGAAUCUGACUCCGGAUAUCAUGCGGCCCUCGCUAACAUCGCCGCGUAUCGUGCCGAUCUCGAACGCCGUUACCCUCCUCUUUGCGAAGAAUGUCGUCCGCGCGUGGAGGCAGAACUCAAAAAACGUAGCGAUGAGGCCACUGCGGAGAUUAGGGCUAGUAUGGCGACGAGUAGUGGGCCUACCGUAAGCGGAACGCCCAUAAAAGCCAUGAAGGAAGGCAGGAAGGAAGGCGGAGACUUGAGCACGUGGGAAGUGUACGUUUGGAGGAUAAGAGGAUUUCUCUGGAUCCUGGGACUGGUCUUGUCUGUGGCGAGGUGUGUCAAAGUGCUUGUCCACCCAUCCGAGGUUCCGCAAGGCGCCAGCGCGGUGCGAGAAGUACUCAUUACAUUGAUAUCCAUAAUAUGGACUUCGUGGAACCCGAAAUGGUUACGCUACCGGAGAUAUGUGCAGGCAGGCGUGCCCACCCAAGUUGUCGGGUCGCAUAUAUGGACCGCCUUUCAAAUUAUCAUCUAUUUCUUCCGUCUCUUGCUGUCGAUAUCUUACCUCACUCUGACCUCUGCCAUAUUCUCCGAGCCGCGAGAGGUGUCGCAGAUCCUUGGCGCCAUCAGCUUGACCGCCGAUACCCUCUUAAACUACAUCGCAUAUCGAACAAUCAUGAUUAGGAAGAUACCGACCGUCAAGAGGACACUAGCACCACUUGGUGCUGCACCACCUAGACAGACAUUCCACGAGAACGCAUUGAAAGAACUUCGUCUUUCCGACUCUCCCCAACUCACACGAACACCGACCAGGCAGCAACCCCCUCGACGCGCAAAGACAGCGUCGCCCCAUUUCACACCCUUGCAGCCAAACAGCAUCAUUCGAUCUUCCUCACUUGCCCCCGCACAAACUUCCGCUACGAUUCUGUCUCCCCCUCGCUUUCCUAGCACCCCUUCCUUAGCCGGUUCAUCUAUAGCGACAGAAGACGACAUCACUCCCAUGGACGUUGACCCUCCUACCUCUCAGUCUACUUUCACCGAUAUCUACUUGAAGCCCCAAACAUAUCCACCGCGAUUCUCCAGUACCGGACUUGAGGACCUGCUCAGCAAUUGGAGUCUCCGCGACGCCUCUCCUCCAGCGCUUGACAGGAGAAAAAUCGGUACUGCGUGGCAGGAGGUCGGCGUCCUUGAGCUUCUCGAGGGUCUAACGCUCUGUGUGGGAUGGACCAGCGGGCAGAUGAGGGCGAUGCAGAUUGCUUGGGCUUGCAUUGCCGUGCUGGGGGUGUACAGACUAGGUCAGAUGCAGAGAGUGGAGGUUGCCGUCGCCGCUGGUGCUGCGCUCUUGAGAGCCGCGCUACCUCUACCUAUAUUAGCAGCGUGGAUGGGCACCUCUCCCGCUGUAGAAGCGCUUCUUUGGGAUGUUGUAUGUGUGGCUGUAACACUGACUGCGAGGCUCUCCGUGAAGCGGCACGAUUGAUGAUGUUAUGUAUCCUUGGUUGUAGUCACG
Dacryopinax primogenitus is the source of this 1794-nucleotide messenger RNA. RefSeq lists its product as uncharacterized. Gene Ontology annotation, cellular component: chromosome, centromeric core domain; mitotic spindle pole body; microtubule organizing center attachment site. NCBI's taxonomy places the organism in Eukaryota, Fungi, Basidiomycota, Dacrymycetes, Dacrymycetales, Dacrymycetaceae. The transcript has 6 exons. The record is from RefSeq and is a predicted model, not a curated record. Gene Ontology annotation, biological process: nuclear inner membrane organization. Bases 1 to 1764 code for a protein of 587 amino acids.